Messenger RNA from Anopheles arabiensis, 3586 nucleotides. RefSeq lists its product as uncharacterized. The transcript is spliced from 6 exons. Lineage: Eukaryota; Metazoa; Arthropoda; Insecta; Diptera; Culicidae. The record is from RefSeq and is a predicted model, not a curated record. Gene Ontology annotation, cellular component: AMPA glutamate receptor complex; postsynaptic density membrane. Bases 375 to 3428 code for a protein of 1017 amino acids. Gene Ontology annotation, molecular function: voltage-gated calcium channel activity; channel regulator activity. Gene Ontology annotation, biological process: postsynaptic neurotransmitter receptor diffusion trapping; regulation of AMPA receptor activity; neurotransmitter receptor internalization.
GCGUUUACGGACACGACGCGGCACGAACCGGAUCGUCUUCGUGUCCUGAUGCGAGAGCGCGUGCGAAUUUUCCAACCACCACGUGCUCGGUCGUGCUCGAGAACGAACCUUCCCGCGGGUUCAGUCGCGUACCAACCACCAUCGUCGAUGGCAAUAGCGCAGAAGUGCAUCUUCGUCGUCUUCGUCGUUGGCCUGUGUGUCACACCGUUACCUGGAAGCUGUGCCGUUGAAGUCACUCGCAACGGCGAGUUCGCGUGUUUGACCAAUGUUCGCGGAUUUUAAAUGCGUGUGCUAAACAUAACCCAUGUUUUGUGUGCUCUAGCCUACGCCUACUAAGUGAUACUGUGUGAGAAAAAGGAAAGAAUUAUCCGAAAAUGCGUAUUCACACGGUGCAGCAGCGCCGUGCACCGUCCACCAUUUCGCUGGAUGAUUCGCUCGAUCCGUCCAUGAUGGAUACGAGCGUUCCGGCUGUGUUUCCACCGGCCGUCCAUCGCUUUCCCUUCAAUGGAUUAGCAGCGGCUGCCGAGAUGGAGUACGAGCAGGAGCGAUCGCACCGUGGAACGUCCGGUGGAGCCGCUGUCCGUCCGUUGCCGACCGUUUCGGAACGCGUCGGCAGCUAUGGCCGACGGUCGAACAAUUACGACGACAACGGCAUCGAGGUGCAGCUGGCGAACGGUGAUCUAGCGUUGAUCGGAAAUCGCCUCUGCCGGGAAGACUCGGGCAUCAGCAUCAACGAGCCGCACCGGGGUCGGUUUGAGCGGCUAAAGAACAUUUGCUCCUUCGCUACGCUGUCCAGCGGUGGCGGAUCUGACUCGGAACGAUCGAACGGAAUGACUAGAAGCCAGCACUGGAUGCUAAUGAUAACGCCCGUCGUCUCCAGCUUUUCUUUAGCUCUCGUAAUUGCUGCAGUAGUCGGACCACAGUGGUUACUAACCGAGGAGAAGAUCCCGGUCACAACGUACCACAACAAUACGCACGGGCAGAGCACACUGACGCCGACCACUAGCAUCAACAGCGUGCACAACCAGCAGCAACUGAACAUACAGCAUCCGCACCUGAUACCGGCCACGAAAGACGAUCUCAGCGGUGCGUUCCUGACCAAGUACACCAAAUCAUCGCUGUGGAUGCUUUGCAGCAAGUACAGUGGUGGUACCGCCCCGGGACAAUCGCAGCAUCAAAUGGGAGGCGAUGAAUUCCAAUGCUCGAGCAUUGACUACUUCCCGACCGAGGGAUACAGCCCGGAUCCGAACGAUUCGACGAAUGCCAUUCCGUAUACCGUAACGCAUUCGUCACCGUUCUUUCUCGCCUCGAACGGGGUCCUCAUCGUCAGCUACGGCCUGUUCCUGGUGGCCAUGUGCUCGACGAAGCACAAAAUCUGCUACUUCGUCUCCGGGGUGCUAUUUAUAAUAUCCGGGUUGCUGAUGCUGAUUGGCCUGAUAAUGUACAUCUCGAUACUGAAGGCAGAAAUAGGUUCCAAGCUGCGGCCAAGGUCGUCCCUGCAGGCGCCCCAGUUUUCGUUCCGCUACGGGCAAAGCUUCCUGCUGUACGUGUUCGGGUUCAUCAUUACCGAGCUGUCGGGCAUCUUGAACGUGCUGAUCUACUCCAACGUGCAGCAGGACGAGUACGACAGUGCGCAUCACGGUGACCAGUCAUCGUCCUACCCCACCUACCAGAACCUGUCCGGUGGCAUACAGUACAAUCUGCACUACCGCCGGGAAUGGGCCCAUCCGGGCGAAGAGUCUGGAAAAGAUCACCAAGAUGGUCCACCUAUCGUUGACUACCGAUACCCUUACGAUGGGCUCGACGACUGUGAGACAUCGCCGCGAUAUUACUUCGAGCAGGAGCAGCAACAGCAGCAGUCACAACUUCAGCAGCAACGCGAACAACAGGUGGACGACAAUGAGGUGGAAUGUAAUCUGCAUAGACGUGCAUAUGGAAGAAUGACGCACGAAGGGUUGUCGAAGAGUCUUACGGAUCUGCUCUACAUGGAGCCGGCACAGGUAAAACCUGACCGGAGUGUUACCUGGUCGCGGGUACGAGCCAACGGCGAUGGCGAACGUACAGACCAGGGCGUUGAUGCUCGCACACCGGAUAGCAACAUGGAGUACACCCAUUACUGGUCGUCAACGGGUAAGCUCACGCGCAGUGUUUCAACCUACACAGAUCUAGUCCCGCUCGGUGAGCAGGAAGGCUCAGUGCGCAAUCGACGAGCCCGUUCCCGAUCACCCGCGCGUAGCGACGAUGAGAUGACGGGGAAAGUGAACAACAUAUGCGGUCUGUCCCGUCACUAUCUGUCCCGGGAGCUUUCCAAAGAGAAGCUGUUCAAUGAGUUCUGCAAAAAAGUGGGACCACGGCCAAAACCAAAGAACAUCUACUACAUCGAUGGUCGCAACGGUGACGACAGCUACCGGAGCGUGUACGUGGUGGAUCCGUCCUCUUCAUCGCUCCAUUCGCCUGGCCCGGCUGCACGCAACCGUUCCUCCUCACAGCGAAGACGCAACUCGACGGCAGACGCAAGACGCCGACUAGCAACUCAGGAUCAGCUUCCGCCCAGCAGCACAUCCAACUAUCGGCAGCGCAUACAUUCGGACAACUCGUUGGAUGAUUUGAUGCAUGAUACCGAUGGCCGGUAUGGGCGUCGGCGGGAUCCGAUCGGACGUGCACGUUCGGUCGACUACAGACAAACGCUACCGCGUAACUUUCAGCAACGUCAUCUAGCCGCCAGCGAACCGGAAGACGAGACGGGCGGAUUCGGUGAGCGGAUAGCGCUGGAGCGGAAGCGAAUUUCUGCCAGCGGACUUUUACUGGAACCAGCAAGGGCAAACGUUUCACUCGAAGAUCUCACUUCGGAUAGCAGAUGGCACAAAGGUGGCGUAAGACACUCGUUACAACACCCUGCCUCUAUAGACAUCAACCGUACAUCAACCACCUCUUAUUGUCCCAAAUAUCUGGAUCCUCCUCCUCCACCCACCUACACUUCCGCCCUGUCCGCUGGUGGGCAACAUCAGCGGGAGGAUUUUUCCUCUGCCUCUCAUAUGUACCGGAGUUACGGUGAUCUAACUACCCAGCAGCAGCAGCAGCAGCAUCAUCAUCAGUUGCGCCGUCCAACCAUCCUUUCGCCCCAGAUAUUCGUACCCAUCAGUCAGCCGGCAACACCACCACCAUUACGCCCUAUGCUACAGCAAUCCCAGCAGCAGCAACAGUCACAUCGUCAUGUGCAUCAUCAGCACCAUCGACACAAUGGAACGCAACAUCAACAGCAGGUAACGAUUACAGGCAGCCGCAAUCAUUCGCUGCCAUCGCCCGUUUUCGAUCUGGACCGUAUCGAGCAGGAAAGGCGCAAAUCCCAUUCCCAACUGUUUCUCAACAGCCCAGCGGACAGUUCUUCCGUUGGGCAGUAUGAUUUCGUUAACGGAACGGCCGUUUAGAGAGGUUGUGUUGAUGUUUCACAAAAUUCGUUCAGAAAACACACUAACAUCAUAUCUAUCAUUCACAUUUAGAAGCUAGAGCUAUAGUUAAGAAGCUGUUUGUAUACUAGUUAUGUAAUAAAUGGGUGUUAAAGGUUUUUUUCUUAGUUACUCACAUA